GAUAUAUACAUGCUAAUGGAGUUAGUAGCAUUCUCCAGGCCUUCCCAUGAUAUUGUCUUGCUUUAAGUUGCUUAUAACUUUGUCAAACUCUGCCCUUUGGGGGAUAAGAUUCUGAAUGUUUUUUUUUUCCUGCUUAUUCUUAAAAUAGUCAAAUAGACAAACCGGAUUAGUUUUUCCUGAAGAAAUGUGUUAACGUGUUAAGAUUUGGUGACCCGUUCUUUGGUGAAUGUUAUUUUCAGUUUUUUUCUCUGACCUGGUCCUUUGGUGUCAGCAAGGGUGGUGAUGGUCAGCAUUUUAAAAGCACCGUAGUACUGGCAGUGUGUUUUUAACUUGGCCAGAUAUAAUGACGUAAAAUACCUUGUCAUCUGUCUGCAUAUGGCAGGAAACUUUGGAGCUUUCAGCUUGGUUCUUCAAAACCGGUUGCUGUGAGGAAACAGGCAGAUAUGGUGUUGAAAUGGAAACCAAGGGUUAAUUCCCAUGUACCUUCAGUGCCCCUUUUGUCACUGGGGGGGAGAAAAAGCUGUGUGAAUUAAUUUAAGAAAGUUCAAGAAUCAGAAGAAAUAAGACUCUGUCAGGCAAGCUAAAAAGAAGAAGCUGAAAGUGAACAGGCAAGAGCAUCAACUUAGGACUAUAAGGAAAAGGGAUGCAAAAGGCAAGAAGAAACGUUGGAUGAGGAGACAGAUUGCUAGAGAGAAGCAAGGACUAGCUGAGCAAAGAUGUACCACCUUCUGCUCUUCUCAUUCUGUUAUGGGUGACUGUUUGGCUGAGGUUUCUGUGCAAAGAUGCCUUGGAGAUGGGAGGAUGGGAACAGCUGUGGACUGUAUAACAGGGGAAAGAAGCAGAUGGGACAAGGUGUAAGUGCAUAAGGAAGAUGUAGUUUUUUCCUAAUGGGAAAACAGGUAUUUUCUGGGUAAGAACCUGGAGUAUGAAGAUAAAAGAAUGAAAAACUGCGAUUUAGAACCAGAAGGCAGGGAUGAGGAAGAUGCACUAUUGAAUGUUGAGAGGUAUGAUAGAUAUCUUUGGUAUAAUAAAUAUCAAGCUGAGAAGAAAGGAAGCUGUAGAUGAGUUUGGUGGCUAGAGAGUGCUUCCAUCAAAACCAAACGCUUUUGGAUCUCACUGUCACUGACAGCUAAAAUCCAUAAAACCCCUGGAAACUACUAUUCCCCUCUAGUGCAGCCAUGCAGAGAAGAUUACAAGCUAUUAUUUUCUCUCAGCUAAGAUGAGUGUUGUCCUACAAUUGAUUUAUCAUCCUGUUGAAUAUGGUUAUCAGUGUGGUGUCGUGGAAUGUCAUGCUUUAAAGUGUGUUUUGCUAUAAAAAAAAUGUGCGCAAUCUAAGUGUAUUAAAAAAAAAGGCUACAAAGACAUUAGGAAAAACAAAGUAACCUUCACAGCAUUGGCUUAGCCUUUUCUGCAUACUCCUAGAGCUCUUCAGGCUGUUGUUGAUUACUUUGUCUGGUGUCCUACACGCAAUGUUACUUCCCUUCAUUAGCUAAUUGUGAGACAGUUGUUGCACUUUAGCUAGAGUUUAUCUUUUAGAAAAGCUGAACAUACGGACUUUAAUACUUCCAGUCAAAGAGAAUCCGUCUCAGUCCUUGGUAAUUUAGUCUGCUGAUUAGGCUUCUCUGUCAUGGUUUUAUGACUUCUGUCGCAAGUUAAUUUUCAUAGUUCUAAUAUUCAGCCAUUACACCUAUUUUGCCUUUUACCUGUCAAACUGAAGUGUCCCCUCAUAAAGAGUUUCUUCCCUGUGUAGAUUGUAAUUAAUUAAAUCUUAACUUAGCAAAAAAAUUUUUUUAAAUCUCCUAUGAUAACAUAUUUUUUCAAUUUUCUAAUUAGCCUUGUUCUUCUCUAAGCCUUCUCUAAUCUUUUGACAUUCUGCUUGAACUUCUGACUCUCUGAAAAUGUGUACAGCCCUUUGCUGCCAGUCUUCAUAGUGCUAACUAAAGAAGUCAGAUUAUCAUUCUUCUGUUGGGUAUACCCUUAUCCCUGUUCACCGUUGUGUUUCAGCUGGAAGCUCGUGUUCAGCAUUUCUUUCAUAUGGUUUACUGGCUGGAUCUGCUCAGGGAAUGAAUGAGGAGUGUGUGGUGAAAGAGAGCAGUUGUUUGUAGAUAUGCUCUUCCAUUCCUUGAAGAAAGGAAGGUGUAUAAUGAAUUAAGUGAAGAUUUUGUAGGAAGAGAAAAGGUGAUCUCAUGACUGAGGCAGUUGAAUACUACUCUGACAGAGCCACCAGUCAGGACCUGUUCCAGGAGCAGACACUAGGACAUAUCUGCCUCAGUGAAGAGGAUGAUGGAGACAACAGACUUAGAUGAGGAGUCCUCAGCUGGUAUUGAGAACCUACCAUUUGAAUUGCAGAGAAACUUCCAGCUCAUGCGAGAUCUGGAUCAGAGAACAGAAGGUGAGGGUUAGAGAUGACUUCUGUGACAAGGCAGGAAGCAUGCAGCUUCAUGAGCUUUUCUUUCGUUUGCCUUCAUUACUGGGAUCUUGGGGCAGUGAACUUUUUUCAGACCUCAAGUCAGAGAUUGAUAAAUUGGCCACAGAGUAUAUCAGCAAUGCACGGACUUUGUCUUCGGAGGAAAAACUGGGGCUUCUCAAGCAGAUCCAAGAGGCCUAUGGGAAAUGCAAGGAGUUCGGGGAUGACAAGGUUCAGCUGGCUAUGCAGACCUACGAGAUGGUGGAUAAGCACAUCCGGCGGCUGGACACAGACCUCGCCCGCUUUGAAGCUGACCUGAAGGAGAAGCAGAUAGAAUCAAGUGACUAUGACAGUUCUUCCAGCAAGGGCAAAAAGAAGGGCCGAGCCCAAAAAGAGAAGAAAGCUGCCCGUGCUCGCUCGAAGGGGAAGAACUCUGAUGAGGAGGCACCAAAGACUGCCCAGAAGAAAUUGAAACUUGUCCGCACUAGCACAGAGUAUGGGAUGCCUUCAGUGACCUUUGGAAAUGUGCACCCUUCAGACGUGCUGGAUAUGCCUGUGGACCCCAACGAGCCUACUUACUGCCUCUGCCACCAGGUGUCCUAUGGGGAGAUGAUUGGCUGCGACAACCCAGAUUGUUCCAUUGAAUGGUUUCAUUUUGCCUGUGUGGGUCUGACAACAAAACCAAGAGGAAAAUGGUUCUGCCCUCGCUGUUCCCAGGAGAGGAAGAAGAAGUAAAAUCCCACAAGCCCUCAGUACUGCUGCAGGAGCUCUCUUCUCCCCUGCCAGGGCCUCGUCACAGCUCCCCCAGCCCUUGGGGCCUUGACUGGGGGGAGUCUUGCCCUGCUUGUGGUUUGGGCCAUCCCUGGAAUGGUGUGUACCCUCAUGACAGUUCCUGUGUGUUCUGUAUUCCUGGCUGCUUCCAAAUCCCUAAGGGAGGACCUCUUUGUGUACUGUUCCAAACAGGUCUCUGAACCUCAAAGGGAAUGAAUGAGGGCACCAGGGUAGCCACCAGGUUCCCAGGGAUUCAGGUAGCCCCUAAUUUUCCUUGGCUUUCCUUCAGCCCCCUCAGAGUUCAUUGCCUGCUCUCUGCUUAGAGAAGAAGGCUAUGGGAAGGGGGAAGGAAAGGAGGUAAGUCUUCAGCAUUUUAGGUCUCUCAUUUUCCUGGAUCUUUCUCAGGAAAGAGGGAGUAACCAGGCCACUUCUUUAGCUAGUGGUUUGGUUGAGAGACUGAAAACCUAAUGUACUCCCUGUCUUUAACCAUUCCACUACUCUGUCUGGCAUUGAGCAGCCUCUUUCCUUCGGAAGAGGAGGAGGGAAGAAUGUUUAGAGCUGGCUUUGUUGCUCCUGUUUCUUUGCUGGGGUAAACCUGCUGGCCUGGGAUGCACAUUGUGCAAAGGAGGAAGAGUUUCUGACCGUGUGGAGAGAAAUGGAUUAUCUAGCCUGUCUUCUGGCCUCAGAAUUCUCCCUUCCUCUUGUGCAGUUGGGCUUCUCUGUUCUGUUGAUGAUGGGAAGUUUGGGGAUCCAGAUCCCACUUGUAAAAUACAGAACUAAAUAAAGCUUAUUGAAGCAAA
This is a messenger RNA of Dromaius novaehollandiae (emu), 3978 nucleotides long. It is a transcript of the gene ING4, whose product is annotated as inhibitor of growth family member 4. The record is from RefSeq and is a predicted model, not a curated record. Bases 2303 to 3142 code for a protein of 279 amino acids. Gene Ontology annotation, cellular component: nucleus. NCBI's taxonomy places the organism in Eukaryota, Metazoa, Chordata, Aves, Casuariiformes, Dromaiidae. The transcript is spliced from 10 exons. Gene Ontology annotation, biological process: regulation of DNA-templated transcription; positive regulation of apoptotic process.